This is a messenger RNA of Microthlaspi erraticum, 558 nucleotides long. NCBI's taxonomy places the organism in Eukaryota, Viridiplantae, Streptophyta, Magnoliopsida, Brassicales, Brassicaceae. The record is from the annotation of a GenBank genome assembly.
AUGUCCCGAUUGCUGUCAAAAGCCCUAAUUCCCCACGGGAGAUCCUUCCUCCGUCGUCUCAGCGAGCCGGCGAAGGCGCCAAACCUCGUCUGUUUCAGCCGCCGUCCCUAUUCGUAUAAGCCGCACGUGAUCGAGAUUGAGCUCGAUUCUUCCUCGUCAGCGUCCUCCAGGGCAGAGGCCGAAGCAGCGAUGCUGAAGAGGCUGAACGAAUUUGUUCGGAGGAUCGUCGUUCACAAUUCGACUCCAGAUUGGCUCCUUUUCUCCCCUGGCUCCUCCUUCUGGGUCCCUCCGCAUCAGAGCACGGCCGCCAAGUUCGCCCAUUUGGUCGACAGGGUGGCGAAUCGGCUGACGGAGGAGGAAUCUCUCUCCCUCUCGUCUCCUUUUGGCUGGCCCUGCUCCUCUUUCUUCAUCCCUCCAGAUGGUGGUUCCUCAUCUACACAAGGGUUUGAAGCGAGCACGGAGUUGAACAUUCCGGGGAACGAGAUGUUGGAAGUGAAGCUAGCUCAUUUCCCAGAUCCGUUUUAUUCAUUUAAACUUGAAGACGACGAUGAAGAGUGA